GGGGGUAGCUGUGGCUGUAACGCGUUACCGGCCAGCAGCAGCAGCAGGCAUCGCUGAGCAGAUGUUGCCGUGAGAGAGAGACGCUGUUAACCGCCGCCGCCGCCGCCGCCGCUGCUGCAACAAGAGACAAGACGCGUCUUGGAUCACAAAUAGGGGAUGCAGGGCGCAUGCGCAGUGGGUUCCGUUUACUGUAGGAUAUUCACGGUGGAGGCAGAAAAAAAAGGGGGGCAGGCAACAAAGCAGGCUUUUUAAAACGGCGAAAAGCACGAUUUGUGCAAUGUAAAUAGCGAACAGGAGGGACACGAAAUUGGAUUGUCAACAGGUAGGGUUUUGGUUGAUCUUAUGGUCGGCUGUCUCUAUCGUUCUCUCAUCUUUUUUUUUUCUUUUUUUUUUCUUUUGGCCUUGUCUUGUGUGGUGGAUGCGAUUCCAGGCAAACCAUAGCGGAGACUUGGAAAUUAUUCUAGUAUAAUGGACAUGCGGAUCCGCUACACUGUUGUGCUUCAUCCGGCCGACUGGGACGCAAAGGCGAUUAUUUAAUUCUGCUCCGUGUUUAACUAAAUUCUAUCGGAUUCAAACGCGCAUUUAAAAAGAGAGAGACCACUCGACUCACGGAGGACACAUUUAAAUGCGUGUGAUGAGACAAAGGAACAAAGGAUGCCUUAGAGGAGAGGUUGCCUAUACGCCUAGAAACCUCUUCAAAGCACACCGCCAAAUGGAUCUAACGCCUCCCCCUGCCACCUCUAGAUCAUGAUACUUGGCUGAAGCUAUUCCGCUAUCUUUAUGAUCCCUCCUCCAUCUAUGGCGAACUAUAGCCAUGCAGGGGACCACAACAUCUUGCAGAAUGUCUCUCCUCUCACCACGUUCCUCAAACUGACCUCUCUGGGUUUUAUCAUUGGAGUCGGUGUGGUCGGAAACCUCCUGAUCUCCAUCCUGCUGGUCAAAGACAAGAGCCUGCACCGAGCGCCCUACUAUUUCCUGUUGGACCUGUGCGCCUCUGACAUCCUGCGCUCCGCCAUCUGCUUCCCUUUUGUCUUCACCUCGGUCAAGAAUGGGUCUGCCUGGACCUACGGCACGUUGACCUGCAAAGUGAUCGCCUUCCUGGGUGUGCUCUCCUGUUUCCACACGGCUUUCAUGCUGUUCUGUGUCAGCGUCACCCGUUACCUGGCCAUCGCACACCACCGUUUCUACACCAAGAGGCUGACUUUCUGGACGUGUUUGGCUGUCAUCUGUAUGGUGUGGACGUUGUCUGUGGCUAUGGCGUUCCCUCCGGUGCUAGAUGUAGGGACGUACUCUUUUAUCCGGGAGGAGGACCAGUGCACAUUCCAGCACCGUUCCUUCAGGGCAAAUGAUUCGCUGGGCUUCAUGCUUCUGCUGGCACUCAUCCUCCUGGCCACACAGCUGGUUUACCUCAAGCUCAUCUUUUUCGUCCACGACCGUCGAAAGAUGAAGCCCGUCCAGUUCGUGCCUGCCGUCAGCCAGAACUGGACCUUCCAUGGCCCAGGUGCCAGCGGGCAGGCGGCGGCUAAUUGGCUGGCUGGAUUUGGUAGAGGCCCCACCCCGCCUACUUUGCUGGGCAUCCGGCAGAACAGCAAUGCAGCGGGCCGCAGGCGUCUACUGGUAUUGGAUGAAUUCAAAACCGAGAAGAGGAUUAGUAGGAUGUUCUACAUCAUGACGUUUUUCUUCCUGGCACUGUGGGGGCCCUACCUGGUCGCCUGCUACUGGCGAGUGUUUGCAAGGGGCCCCGUUGUCCCUGGAGGCUACCUGACAGCAGCCGUGUGGAUGAGCUUUGCCCAGGCUGGGGUCAAUCCUUUCAUCUGCAUCUUCUCCAACAGAGAGCUUCGGCGUUGCUUCAGCACCACACUCCUCUACUGCAGAAAAUCCAGGUUACCAAGGGAACCCUACUGUGUUAUAUGAGGGUUUUACUGUGGGUUUUUUUCUCAUCUAUGUCUCUAUUGCCCUGAUUGAUCUUGAUCUGGGUUCGCUCCCAUUGUACAGCGUACUCUCUCUUUCUAUCUCCCUUCUCUUCAUCCUUCAGUUUCCUCCUGUUCCUCCUUCUCCUGGCCCUUCUUUUCCGAGGUUGAAGGUGGACUGCCAAUCACGUGGCUGUGCUGGUGCGAUUGAAUCUAAAUCGUAUCACACACGGAGGCUGAAGGGAAUGGGAAUAACGCAGGGGGAAUGGAUCACCUCCUGUGUUUAUGUUCUAGUAAACAGACAUUGUGGAAGGCCAUGCCAAUGCAGAGAUGCAAAAAGUUGAAAGAAAAAAAAAAAAGAAAGAGCGAUUUGACAAAACAGUGAAAACAAGACGUCUUGCUUUGGAUAUUUUGAAGACACGUUAUUCUGUGAGGUGUGAAAUACGUAAGUAUGAAAAGAAAAAAAAAACACAAAACAAAGAAAUGAUACCUCUCAAGGAAUCACUGGAAAUGUUUUACAUUUUAAGAGUUGCACUAAAAAGAAGAUGUAAAGAUGCUUUUUUUUUUUGGUCGACAGUUGCAUUGCAAGGACAACUUUUUUGUUGUUUUUUCCUUCUCUCCCCCUCUCCCUCCAAACUAAACAAUGAAUGCUUUAAUUUGCAACAGACUACACAACCGCUGUAAGUAAAGCAAAAACUGUUGGAUUACACCAUCACAAGAGGAUAAAAUGGUUUUAAUGUAAGUGAUAUCUCUUUCAUUUCCCGGGCAGGGGGCUUAACGAUGGGGGAUUUACAAUGUGUGGUUUUGAAGUUGCAACUUAAAAUCUAGAAAUGAUUUCUUGUAGUUUUACGAUCCAUAUGUCCCUAGUGUCUGGCAUUGUUAUUUUCCUAACACAUUUUACAAAAAACAAAACAAAACAAAAAAAAAAAAACAGAGGAAAAAAAAGAUGAAGUGAUGUUUGGAAUUAAAAAAAAAAACAAGUUGCUUUUGAAAACAACCUUGUGCUUAAAAAAGACAUUGAAGAAGUAGUUAAAUGUUUCAUCAUAUCCAUGUACCUAAACACUAUCACAUUGUUACAGUAUUGCUGAUGCCACUCCGGGUGUUCUUGCCUUAAUGGUUAUGAUAUUGUCAUGUUUCUGGGGUUUAUUUUCAAUCACUCCUGAAAAGUUUUCUUCUUCUUCUUCUUUUUUUUUCCUUUUUUUCCCCCUUUAGGUGCAAGGGGAGAUUUUUUUUUUCUUCUUCCUAUUUUUCACAUUAGUGUGAAGUGCAUGUUCAUUUUUAAAAGCUGGUCCACUCCCAUGUGCAUCACAGGCCAUACACUGAGCAGCCCAUUUUUAUUCUGCAAUGGUUUGCUACACCCCACAGAGUGCUCAGAGCACAGGGAGAGUGUGUGAGUCUGUGUGUUUAUGUGUGUGUGUGUGUGUGUGUGUGUGUGUGUGUGUGUGUGUGUGUGUGUGGAUCAGACAACAGUCACUUCAAGACCAGAGCCUUAGUAUGAAAUCUUGCACAAUUUGUAAAAAAUGUAAAAGAAAAAAAAAAGAGAGACAUUUAAGGCACACCGUCUUGUUUCUACUUUCCCUACAUUUGCUCUCUACUGAUUGUUUUCAGUGACUUACUUUUUUCUCUUGUGGCCAUUUUAAUAUUUAUUAUGUAUUCUUUUUUGUAUAUUAUAGAUAGAUUGUGUGUAAGUAUGUGAGUCUUUUCAUUUUGAAGUCCCGAAUGUGAGUACAGUUUCAGUUAGGAUUGCAUUUGCUGAAAGUUAACUGUGUAAUCUGUUGCUUUUUGAAAAUAAAAAGUUUCCAUUUUGCAAAA
This is a messenger RNA of Oreochromis aureus, 3722 nucleotides long. It is a transcript of the gene gpr85, whose product is annotated as G protein-coupled receptor 85. The transcript is spliced from 2 exons. Gene Ontology annotation, cellular component: plasma membrane. Gene Ontology annotation, molecular function: G protein-coupled receptor activity. Gene Ontology annotation, biological process: G protein-coupled receptor signaling pathway. Bases 781 to 1914 code for a protein of 377 amino acids. Lineage: Eukaryota; Metazoa; Chordata; Actinopteri; Cichliformes; Cichlidae. The record is from RefSeq and is a predicted model, not a curated record.